Messenger RNA from Acanthoscelides obtectus, 1468 nucleotides. NCBI's taxonomy places the organism in Eukaryota, Metazoa, Arthropoda, Insecta, Coleoptera, Chrysomelidae. The record is from the annotation of a GenBank genome assembly.
UAAAAAUGUGUGGUGGUGCCCCGUCAUGAAGAAACCACAAAUUCUGUCUCCGUUGUAAUGGCAUGUUGUUUGAGGACCCCCGAGCAAUGUCCAUCAGUCGUCUCUCUGCUAGCGGAGAGCUACAACCCGCAUGUUCGAUACGGCGCGGCCAUGGCCCUAGGCAUCGCGUGCGCAGGCACUGGCCUCAGAGAAGCCAUCGCCCUCCUGGAGCCAAUGAUCAUGUUCGAUCCGGUCAACUUCGUGCGCCAGGGCGCGUUGAUCGCGUCAGCCAUGAUUUUGAUUCAGCAUACGGAUCAGACUUGUCCCAAGACGUCCUUCUUCAGGCAGACCUAUGCCCAGGUUAUCGCGAAUAAGCACGAGGAUGUGAUGGCCAAGUUUGGAGCCAUCCUCGCUCAAGGAAUCAUCGAUGCCGGUGGCAGAAACGUAACCUUGUCGCUACAAUCAAGAACCGGACACACCAACAUGUUGGCUGUUGUCGGCACUCUGGUAUUCACCCAGUAUUGGUACUGGUUCCCGCUCUCUCACUGUUUGGCACUCGCAUUUACACCUACUUGCGUCAUCGCUCUCAAUGCCCAACUGAAGAUGCCCAAGUUGGAGUGGAGAUCAAACGCCAAACCAAGCAUGUACGCGUACCCUCCGCCCAUGGAAGAGAAAAAGCGCGAAGAAAGAGAAAAAGUAACAACAGCUGUUCUGAGUAUCGCGGCCAGGCAACGUAGGAGAGAUCACGAUAAGAAGCAUCGUGAUGACAAGAUGGAUGUGGAUGAUGACAAGGAAGAUAAGAAAGACGACAAAAAGUCCGAAGAGAAGAAACCCGAAGAGAAGAAAGAAAGAGAAAAGGUAGAGUUAUCCACCAGCGAAAAGAAGGAUGACAAAAAGCCUUCGACCUCAACUGCCAGUGAAGAUAAGAAGGACAAGAAGGACGAAAAGGAGGAAAAAGAGAAAGAGAAGAAGAAAGAACCGGAAGCAACGUUCGAGGUUCUUCAAAAUCCCGCUAGGGUGCUGAGACAGCAGUUGAAAGUGUUGGCCGUGAACGAAGGCAGUCAGUAUGUACCGAUGAAGGAUGUGGCAAUCGGUGGGCUAAUCAUGGUCAAGAACCUCAAGCCUGAUGAGGAAGAGCUCGUAGAACCUGUUGCUGCUUUUGGCCCAAAGGGUGAAGACGAAAAGGAGCCCGAGCCCCCAGAACCAUUUGAGUGGCUAGAAGAUUAAGCACUCCACUCACUAAACUCAUGCAUUCGAUAUUUACUAUUAGUACUGAUUAAAUGUUUUGCUUGACCUCACGUAAAUGUGGUCACUGUACUUGUAUCUGCAUAUUUUGAAUGUUAGAAUAAAAUUGCUUUAAUGAUCUCUUCCUGUAUCCCAUUUGAACAUCGUACUAGAAGUGGCUGCAACUAGGGAACAUUUAGAUUGUUUAGUGUUUCACUGUAUUUGUAUAUGUGGAAGCUAAAAUAAAGCUAUUAAUUCAACAUUA